Molecule: messenger RNA, 2714 nt
Organism: Megalobrama amblycephala (Wuchang bream)
Lineage: Eukaryota; Metazoa; Chordata; Actinopteri; Cypriniformes; Xenocyprididae
Product: 5-hydroxytryptamine receptor 2A
Exons: 4
Coding region: 282-1412 (376 amino acids)
Biological process (GO): chemical synaptic transmission; G protein-coupled receptor signaling pathway, coupled to cyclic nucleotide second messenger
Cellular component (GO): plasma membrane; dendrite
Molecular function (GO): neurotransmitter receptor activity; G protein-coupled serotonin receptor activity
Source: RefSeq, a predicted model, not a curated record
GUAAGUAUCAGGUAAGGAUCAGGUGUUUAGUGUUCGUACAGAUGAGACCAGGCAAGGCAGUGCAGGAGAAGUGUCUCUUUAUAGUGAGUGCUGAUGAUGAGGUGCAGUGAAUCAGGAUUCCUGGGAAAGUGAACAAGUGUAGGACGCACAACCACAAGAGUAAGCAGUUGUUACGAAGACAGCCUGAAGUCAGCUGACACCUGAGACUGAUAAUACAUAUACAGAAUCAACACUGACAGUUUCUGAGAGCCCUAUCAAACUUUAAUUUUACUUUUCCUACAAUGGCCUUAUUAAACACUACUCUUCCCUGGAAUGUCUCUUUGGACAUCAACAACAGCUAUAUCAAAUCCAACAACUCAGGUGACAUGCAACCCACGGUGAAGAACUGGGCAGCUCUGUUUAUUCUGGUGAUCAUAUUUUUUACUGUUGCGGGGAAUAUACUGGUAAUUAUGGCAGUGUCCAUCGAAAGCAAGCUGCACAAUGCCACCAACUACUUCCUGUGCUCACUGGCUGUUGCAGACAUGCUGGUGGGAUUCCUAGUUAUGCCAGCCUCACUAAUUACUAUUCUUUACGAUCACACCUGGCCUCUCUCUGAACUGCUGUGUCCCAUGUGGCUCUUCCUUGAUGUGCUCUUCUCCACAGCCUCCAUCAUGCACCUGUGUGCCAUUUCUCUGGACCGCUAUAUCGGCAUCCGUAACCCAAUCAAAUACAGCCGCAGCAACUCACUUUGCAAGGCCAUGAUCAAAAUAAUCUCUGUUUGGAGCAUUUCUAUAGUGUUGUCACUGCCCAUUCCAAUAAUAGGUUUCCAGGAUAAGCAGAAGGUGUUUGUAAAUGGCACCUGCGCCCUGAAUGAGCCUCGCUUCGUCCUUGUUGGCUCAUUCGUGGCCUUCUUCUGUCCUCUGGUCAUCAUGGUGGUCUGCUAUUACCUCACACUCCGUGAUCUCCAGAAGCACAGCUCUUCCUUCCCGCUAGAGAGCAAGAGCUCCAAACAUUCUACCGCUGAGAUAAGCAGCACAAGUCUGCUCAACAGUCGGUCCUCCUCCAAGAAGUUCACAUUUCCAAUCAACAAACGUCUGUUCGGACGUCCACAAGACCAAGGAAACAAAGGAAUGAUGCAAGCUAUAAAAAAUGAACAACGAGCCUCCAAAGUCUUGGGAAUUGUCUUCUUCCUCUUCCUGGUCAUGUGGUGUCCAUUCUUCAUCACCAACGUGCUGAUCGCUAUCUGUCAGAACAACUGCAACAAGCAUCUCUAUACACUCAUUAACAUCUUUGUCUGGGUGGGAUAUGUCUCCUCUGGAGUGAAUCCCCUGAUCUACACACUUUUCAACGAGACGUAUCGCCAAGCCUUCGCUCGCUACCUACAAUGUAAAUAUCAUGAGGAGAAGAAGCCGAAGGCCAUCAGAACACGCUGACACAGUUCCAGCGCAAUGGUUACAUCUGAUCAUUAAUAGGACCAUAUUGACCUAUCUACGUACUUCUAAUAUGAGGGUGCUAAACUUCCUAUCCCUUUAAUGACAUGAUAGAUUGUUUAUGCAUUUUAUAAGAACAGUUUUUCUUUCUUGUGUAAUAGGACAUAACAAAUGUUUCCAACACAAGUAUCCACCUUACUGUGCAAAGCAUAAGUAUGCUAUUUUCUGUGAAUUUCGAUCCAUUAGCCAUUAUAGGUAUUUAACUAGAAAAAUGCAGUAAACCGUUGUCGCGACCAAGACCAAGGCAUAAUUUUAAGAUUAAUGUUUUAAAAAUAAAAUUUUGAAUACAGAAAUAUGAUGGAAAAAUAAAAUGACAGGCCUACUUUUAAAUAUUCCUUUGAAACUGAAACCGCCAAUAGGUGGCGACAAAACACUUAAUGAGUGAGUCAAUGAAUCAUUUAUUCAAACGAUUUGUUCAAAUGAUUCAUUUAGCUGAUUCAUUUUGUAACAAAACAACGCAGAGUGUUGCUCCAACAGUUCUGCUAUGGAUUUGUUUGGAACUAUUUUCAUUUCUGAAACAGCAAAAAAAUUGUGUAUAAAAUAUAAGUCACUUAAUAUUAACUUCUUGUUCAUUGAACAUUUGUAUAAAAUCAAUAGCACGUUUGCUCAUAUUCAUAAAAACAGCUCUCUUGCUCUUGUGAUAUUGUUUAAUUAUAACCUAUAUUAAAUUAUAUAAAACACAAAAUCUCAUACAAGUACUUUUUUGCAAUCAUAUCUUGCAUUUGUGGGCUUUUGUAUUAAUUUUGGGCAAUUGGUUUUUUUAGACAACCCUGCAUUGAUUUCGAACCCAGCACAACAGUAACAAACUAAAUCACAUUAGAAAUAAGUUAUUGGUUACAUUUUAAGUAGCAUGUUUUACAUCAGAUCACAUUAAUGAUGUUAACAAAAUAAAUCAGACAGUGCAUUGGCUAUUUAGUGAUAUCCCUGCAGUUAAUAAAAUCCCUCUUAGUCUGAGACCGAGACAAGACCAAGACUUUCUAAAAAUGGUCUUGAGAACUACAACACUAGUAAACAGUAAAGCUAUUUCCACUACAAACCAGUGUUUAUUAUUACAAUAAUGCAUUAAAAAUAUAGCUGCAAGCAGCAAAUAUCGGGGUUCAAGUGCUUUAAUGCUUUUAGGCAUAUGCGUAAAAAGGUAUUAUGUUUUAUUUAGCAAGCUUGUAACCAUCUCGAUCAUAUAUGGAAAAGACAAUUUACAGCCAUUACAGGCAUUUACCAUAGGAAAUAUAUGUUUUUUAAAGCUUU